AUGCCUCCCUCACCGAUCACGAUAUCCGAUGAUGAGAGCACAGGCGACAAGUUUUCGGAGGACAACAAAGUGGAACGUUACAUCUGCGAGGCCCGUUUUACAGACCUUCUUGCCACCAUAGGGCCGCAGUUUUGCCAGUCAGACCGUUCUCAGCAACUGAAUCUAGCAAAUGGCAUGCGUUUCGAGGCCGUGAGUUCGUUCGCUGCUGCUUUAAGCGGCUCUCUUGCGAUUCGAGGGCUCAAGAUCAUGCGCAUACCACCACAAGGGCCUCUUCAGGAGUCGGUACAAGCGCUCAUUCAACGCUUCGGCUUUGUCUCGCCCGACAGCGGGCGGCAUCUCAUGGCGGCAGCCCACCUUUUCGAUCAGUUUGUCGAGGAGCACCUUGAUCACUACUACACCGGUCCCCGUCGUGUCUGGACACGGCAAUCGGAAGCCCUCCUCAGCUGCACUUUCGGACGAGAGUUCAAACAAGAAGAUACGUACUGGUGGCGCUCACAAUCCAGCAACAUCAUAACUGGAAGCAAUAUCGCGAGGGCCGGUCUGGCUGCGCAUCUGUACAUGACUUACGAACCCUUCAAAAGCCAAUCUUCUGCACCAGCUACCACACAGGCGUCGCUUGAUGUCAUAUUCGCGGUUGAAACCCUCUUGGGUGAAAUCAAACGACUCCGCGUCCAACUCCUAGAGCACCAGCGACAGCUCAUCAUGAUGUCAGUAGAUCGCGAGAUUCAGCUGGCGGCAGUGUACAGCGCAGCCUACGACGGUGUCGCUGAGAGUGCAUCGGAUGCCGUGCAUGAGAUUAUAGGAGGCUUAGGCGUCGCUGGCGAUCGCGAGCAGGUUCGAGAGCUGAUGAGAAGUGGCGGUGCUGACCAAACAAAGGCGCUUGCAGCAGCAAUCAGCGGCACCAGAGCGAUCCGGAACGAACCUCUCGCAGGACGCUGGCAAGAUCUGUGCCAGGCGGGUGCUCUGAAGAACCCAUCGGAAAGUUAUCGCCGCGUGGUCUGCUCGGAGGACAUACCCUAUUGGCGUAUCGACCUUGACACCGUCAAUAGCACCGUAACCUCCAUCAUGGCCGGCACAAUGCUGGAAGCUGGUGUUACUCACGACGAUCGAACCAUAUCUGGGCCGCUCGUAUUCUGGUGGGAGGACCCCGAUGACAGGGAUUUUAUCAGCUCUAGACGGCCGGGUGUGGCUCGCGCCGCUCUUGCUGCCGCGCUGUACCAUGCCUCCGAGGUGUUCCAGCCCCCAGUUACAGUUCCGCCCGGCGUCGUAGACACGCUCGAAGAUCUUCUAGGACACACUGCAUCCUUGCGCGCCGGGCUGGAAGAAAAUGCGACUUUAUUAGCAGGUGCAGCCGAGCGAUGCAAGCAGUUCCUGCUGGCGGGACAACAGGACGUGGAAGCAAUCAUGCAUCAUGUACACUUGCCUGCUGUACCGGAUCCCAGUAACCACGAAUGA
This is a messenger RNA of Peniophora sp. CBMAI 1063, 1455 nucleotides long. The record is from the annotation of a GenBank genome assembly. NCBI's taxonomy places the organism in Eukaryota, Fungi, Basidiomycota, Agaricomycetes, Russulales, Peniophoraceae.